AUGAUCCUACGUACCCUCUUACUCAUCCUAAUCGCUGAGGUAACAUGGUGUCAAAUCGGUCAACCAGGUCAGGCGCCCGGCCAAGUUCCUCUGGAUCCAGGAUACCAACAACCUCUCGAACCAAUCAAGAAUAUUCUACAAGGAGCAUACGGUAGCAAUGUGACACUGUACUUCCGAAACAGUCCAUAUCGAGUUAUGGGUGAUUUGACGGUCGAAUACGGGGUAACGAUGGAUAUUGAAACUGGUACAAGAAUAUAUUUUGACACUGGAGUUGGAUUGAUUGUCAAAGGAACACUCAGAGCUAUUGGCAAUGAAUUCGCACAUAUCGAAAUGCUUCCAUAUCAACAACAAAUCAAUUAUGACUCCGAGAUGCCAAAGUUCCGACUUGUCGAUGGACCUACAGUAAGACAAGGAAGACUGCAAGCACAGUUUAGGGAUCGGUGGAGAUCUGUGUGUACUAUGGUUACUAAUUGGACAUCCAUCGAUACUGGAACUGCUUGCCGAUCAAUGGGUUAUUCUGACGGAGGAUUCUGGAAAUGGUAUCGCAGGAAUAACGACACUUAUCCAUUUGUCAUGCCAAAACCAGACUGCCAUGGAUCUGCAAAAAACCUUUGGGAUUGUCCUGCAUUUUCUGACCCCCAGAAAAUCAGAUUGUCUGAAAAUCUAUGUCAAGGAGAAGACGAUAUUGGAAUUUAUUGCUGGGGACCGCCCACUUUCACCGGAUGGGCAAGGCAUUGGAAAGGGAUUCAGAUUCUGAACUCUCCGUUUCAUUAUGUGAAUUCUGAUCCAGAUUUAGUGGCGGUGAAUCGAGAAUCGAAUUCAAGAUUGGAAUUUGUGGAUAUUCUAUAUGCUGGAUAUGAUGGAGUGAAUAAAAACACAACAUCAGCAUUAUACAUAGAAGGAGUACCGCCGAUAAUGAACGGAUUACGAAUAGAACACAGUGCAAGGGAUGGUUUACAGUUGCUAGAUACAAAUGGGCCCGCCAUCAUAGCCAACUCAACAUUCUCCUUUAAUCGAGGUCAUGGAAUAUUCGUGGUCAACACGACGGAUGCUCGAAUAUUUGUGAAUAAUACUAGGAUCGAAGGGAAUUGGGGUGAUGGAAUAUGGUAUAAACAGAGGACAGGAGUCAAUCUGAUCGACUACGGAAUGAGAGAAAAGAGAGGAGUUGGAAGUGGUCGAUUGGAUGAAGAGAAGCCGAGAAUUGAUAUGUGUGCAGAACAUCGAAUCGAUGACAAUCACUUUUUCCCUCAUUUGAUUUCGGUUAAUUUGAAAAAUCGAACUUUUCUGGAUCCCAGUCAACCGCCCAGUUGUUGGAUGACUGUCUCACUCCCUCCACGCCUACCGUACACUUACAGUAUCCAAUGGCUCCACAUUCGAGACCUUAACCCAGUGACGUCUCGAACAACUCUUUUGAUCUGUGAUUCGAACAAUCCAGAUGAGAAUUCAUGUUCGACGCAAAGAUUCAGAAUUCCUAUCAGAAAUGAGAUAUAUCCACAAAGUAUAUCUCUGAAAAGUUCUGGAAAACCAUUGUAUUUAGCAUUGGAACACGUUUUGGAUGGAGAUCAAGCGGGAUAUGUUCAAGGAGAUGUCUAUCUUCUCUUCAAUAUUCAUGCAUCAGUUUUGGACAAAGCUUACUACGGUCUGAACGUUACCAACUGUAUAAUCGAGAAAAACACUGGAAAUGGAGUUUUUGCGAAUGAGAUUCGAGAGAGGACUGCAUUGACAAAUGUGACUUUGGAUGAGAACCAGGGAUAUGCUGGGUUCAUGGUCAGGGACGGUGCUGCAGACAUCUGGCUCAAUGAGACAAGAAUCCUACGUAAUUGGGGUGACGGAAUGAAUAUCUCAUAUGCUGGAGGAUCUAUCAUGGUGAAUGGAACUCGAAUUGAGAAGAAUCGAUGGAGAGGAGCAGCCAUUCACUACAAUCAGACCAUCCCAUUCUUCCCUUUGUACAACGAAGUGAUAUUCAAGGGACGUCCGUCAAACAACAAAUUCUAUCUCCCGACUAUCAUAUCUGAAAAUGAGUGGGGAGGUCUUCUGGUUGGUAAUUACUGUGCUUACGGUAAUGAAUCUUCGUGGAGAUGGAAUUCUAGAAACCCACCAAUACAAGGACUGUAUCCAAAACUUGAAUCGAAGAUAUUGAUUUCAUGGGUAGAAUUUCUGAAGAACCAAUAUCACCCGGCGAUGGAAAUAUUCUCGUGUCGAGACCCUCAUGUCACCACAAAUAUAGUUGAUAUCACUGGAAAUCGAGUGGAUGGAAAUUUGGGAUUUGGAAUGAGAAUAUCACCUGCUGUGAACAUGCAUACUUUGAUCAAUUCGAAUCAGUAUUUGCAUAAUAAUGACACGGCGUUGUACGUAAGGAAUGCUCAGUGGCCAGAGUUGGUCAACUUACCGGCGGAGGUUACAAUAUCCAAAAACGUGUUUAAGUUCAACCAUGCCAAGUACAUUAUUUCAAUUGGAAUGAAUGAAGAUGGUCCACGACAAUUUUUGACAUUCAAUCAGCAAAACGAGAUCCGUGCCAACACAGUCUUCGAUCCAUUCCCAUCUCUACCCCCUAGAAGUACUCCAUAUGCGGCACUUGUCGUCUCAUCAUCCAACGUCAAAAUCCACCGUAAUUGUUUCAACAAUGAACGUGCAAAAUACGAGAUUGCAACUGAAUUGGAAAGGCAUGCGAAAUGGAUUGAUGCACGAGAGAACAACUGGGGAUUUCAAGAAAUUCCUCGAUUCAUCGAUAAGUUUUUCGAUCAAUUCAAUAGAUAUUCUCUGGCUUCAAUUGAUAUUGACCCGUAUAUGGCUGCAUGCAACCAACGAAUGCCUUAUAUCAGUCUGUUGAAUGGAGCAUUUCGACAAUUCAAAAAAGCUUCUGAACCGAAUAAGUUAGGAGGAAUCAUUUAUGAAAAUCAUGAUUUACUGAAGGGCCGCUAUACCGUGACCGAAGAUUUGCAAGUUGUUCCUGGAGCUAAAUUAACAAUCGCCUCGGGAUCUGUUCUCGAAUUCAAUCAUGGAAUAGGAAUGAUAGUUCAGGGAGAUUUGAUAAGAAAUGAAUACGAUCAAGAUGAGAAAGUUAUCUUCACUUCAUCACCAUUUACUUUGGCAAAAAGACAGAAUAUUCGAUUAGUCGAUGUGGAUGGAAAUGAUGAAGUGACUGAAGGAAGACUUGAAGUUCUUGUAGAUGACCAAUGGGGUACUGUAUGUAACAGAAGUUGGACACCUCAGUUAACAAUUCUGGCAUGCAAUCAAUUGGGUCUAGUCGCCGAUAUUCAGUAUUUUGAGAACUGGAGAAUAUUCCCAGAGGCUGGAGAUCUCCCGAUGGUUAUGGAUAAUAUUAGAUGUGAAGAGAAUGAAGUUGAUUUGACAAGAUGUCGUCAUGAUGGAGUUGAAAGGAACUGUGCUGCUGGGUGUCGAAGUUCGGAGGUUGUUGGCCUACGAUGUCUGGAACCCCGUUGGGCCGGUGUCCGUUACUCUCUUCUUGCCAACCCACCUACAGUAACUGGACAGACAACAAUGGAUAAUUGGAGAAUUGAGAAAGGAGGCCUCUUCAAUUUCAGAACUUCCGAAUUCUGUGCCGCAUUCAAAAUUGAUUGGAAUUAUCACACAUUUCAUCGACUGGAAGUUAAGAACAAUUUUUGGGAUGGCGUGGAUGUUGUCUACAAUGAUUUGGUCAAGAAACCAGCAAUCCGGAAUAGUAUCAUCUCUAACAACAGAAAUAACGGCUUUCAUAUCCGAUCUGCUGGGAUUACUGUAGAGAAUGUGACAAUAUCAUUCAGUGGGCAGUCGGGAAUGAGAUAUAAUCCAUCAGUAUCUGCAUUAGAACAAGAUGAUAUAGUUUCAUGGCUUAGUUUGAAAGAGCAACCAGAGUUGGAGGCUAAUAACAUUUUUCGAAUUCCGGAUCAAAAAUUGGAUUUGAUUGAAGUAAUGGAGAGUAAUCUGAACCAGAGGAAGUUCUUGGUGGCUGCUGAAACUGAUGAUUGUCCGGAUGAUCCCCUUCAAGAAUGUGUCUACAAUCUGAUGAUCCGAUCUGUUGGUUAUCAAUACGGCCUUGCUUCCAAAAUGGCAAUUCAAAUCGUGAAUGCUCCAUCAAAUGUGUCAGAUGAAGACGCCAUUUUCACGGAGGUCUCGACUGGCAAAUCAUGGAGUGCAAGGAAAGAUCAAAUUUAUUUCCCAGUUGUCUCUACAGAAAACGCGAUGCGAAUGAGAUACACCAGAUCAUAUGGAAAACCGAAAUUGGUGAUUUUAGUAUUGUUCUUGGACACCCAAGAGUACGUUGACCGAUUCAUUCAUCUCUAUCAAUCACGUGUCGAAGACAAUCAAUACGGAUUCUCUGCAGUCCACUAUUCAAAUUUGACAUUCUCGGAUGGAAGACUUUCCAAUCGUUGGAAUAACGAAAAGAUCUGGUUACAAAAAGUGAAUUUCACUCGGAAUUCGGAAGCAGUCGUCUGGUUACACUCUCCUCAACACGCUGUUAUACCGGGAACUCCGAUUGCGGAGAUCACUUAUCAUUUCGAUAAUUGUAGUGUUGUUGAUAACACUGGACCAAUCAUUGAAUCUCAUCGAGAUCUAUAUGCAUCUGCUAAUGUUUUCCAUUGGAUUUUAUGGUCGAACACUUUCGCAAACAAUUCAAGAAGUGGAAUUGCGGUGGCUCUUCCUGAUACCUAUGAUUUGUUGGCCAAACAGACACACAGUUUUUGGCUAACCGAGAACCGAUUCGAACGAAACGAUGAUUUCAAAAUUCUCGUUGACGGAUACUACGCGUUCGCUAACAUUUCUUCCAAUAAUUUCACUCAAAACUAUGCUCCAAAACAGUUCGGAAUGUUGGAAUUACGUGGAAUGGAGAAGAAAUUGAUAUGCGAGAGAAAUCGAUUCUUCUUCAACUGGGGACACUGGAUGAUCAAAAUAGAUGCCACAUCACAGUACCUAAAACAAGUGGAUGUGCCAAGUUAUGUACGAUACAACUACAUUGAGAAGAAUACGUUUAUAAGGCAACGUGCAGAUUAUGUGGAUAUGUGGCCUCGAUCAUAUGCACUCGGAGUUUUCGGAUCACAAAAAAUCGAUGUUCAUUUCAAUAGAUUUUUCAAUGAUCUUAUGGACUUUGAGCUGGUUUCAGGAUCAAAAUACACCGACAUAUAUGAUACCAUGAAUGCCACGUAUAACUGGUGGGGCACAGGGAAUGAAGCUGUUAUCUCACAACGUGUAUUCGAUUUCGAUGACUGGAAUACUUAUACGCGUGCCCAAUGGUCUCCUUUCUACGUCUCCAAUGACUUAUCGAUCAAUUUCUGGUGGAAUCCAUAUAGAGAUGGUCAAUUGGCUAAUGCCACCUAUAUCGAACCUACUGUACAUGAUCUACACGGCAGGGUUUACGAGGAUAAAAACUUGACAUUGAUCACUGAGAGAUGGUAUGAAUUCCCUCAUUACUAUCGUCCGUUCCGCCCGUAUCGUAUCACACGUGACGUCACAAUUAUGCCAGGAGCCACGUUGUACAUUCAGGAAAAUGUUGAGGUUCAUAUAUGGCCGAAUGUCAGGAUUUUGGUAUUGGGGAAUCUUGUGGCCGAGGGAUCCUAUUGGCAACCUAUAAGAUUCAAACCAAUCAACACCACGGAAUACAAUGAAAUCAAAGGAAGAAUUCCAACUGAAUACCGGAAAAAGAGAGGAAUUGUGUUUGAUGGUGAACCAGCGAAUUCUGAGAAGCCUCGGCCUAAACGUGCCUCGGACCGGUCGAAGCCUGAUCUCGUCUUCCGUGAUUUCCCAACUCUCCAUCGUGAUGAUCCCUACUAUCAAAGAUUUACCGUAUCCCUGACAGCUAAUGGGUCGGAUUACGGUAGAUCUGGAUUCUUACAAAUCUACAAUGCAACUACAGGAGAAACGAUACCAAGUUGUGAUCGGCAAUUCACGAUUCGAAAUGCUCAAGUUGUAUGUAGGGAGUUGGGAAUGGAGACUCAGAACGUUUACCAUUGGUUGACACCUCGAUGGGACUAUAAUCCUCAGCUAAGAAUUCUGAAAACGUAUAUGGAGCCACGUGAAUGUCGAGGUGAUGAACCAAGUCUGGAUCGGUGUAACUUGCGGUUAUCCGGAAAUGAUUCCCAGUGGAUGUGUAUGGAUUCAGAGAAUUUCAACUACAUUUACUGUGGAACAAAUCGGAGUUUAUCCAGAGAAUAUAUUGGCAAUUGGGGAGGAAUCACGUUUGCUCAACCCACUUUGGAGCAUGAAUAUGGAGAGAAGAGAGGCACAAGAAAGGAGAAAUCAAUUCUUCAAAAUGUGGAGAUUGUUGGUGGAGGAGCUGGACAUAAUGACUCGUGGCAGAGUGCAGGUCUCCAAAUAUUCCACCGAUCGCCCAUUCUUGACCAUGUGAAUGUAACCAACUGCUCAGUUCAUGGGGUUCAAGUCAUCUCUCCGAAUGAUCGUAUCACUUUGCUCAAUCUGAAUGUCACAUUCAAUCAAGGACAAGGUGUCAACAUAAUGACAACAUUUGUACAAGCACCCAGUACAUCUCAAGAUGCAAUGAAGAAACCAAUGAGUAUACCGUACUACAGUCAGGGUAUGAUGGAUAUGUGUGCCGCUGUCAAACGGUUCGAAGUCAAGAAUCGAAUAUUGCUCUACUACAAAUAUGACUCCUUCCCUGUCGAUUGUGUAAAAGUCUUCACUUCUCAUGGAAGACGUGUGGCUUUCCGAAUAGUUCAAUAUCAUCUAUACUCCUCUCCGACUGACUUAGGACGAUCGGAUGCUCUCCGUUUAUAUAGCUCCGAGUCAUUUACUCCAAUGAGUCUUCUGGCUGACUUCAGAAGUGACUAUCAGUCUGUUGAUCCAUCUGUUGCUGUGUCUUCUGAAGAGAUUGCUGUUCAUUUGAGAGCGACGGCGGCUGAUGGAGUUUAUGGAUUUAUUGCAGAGGUUUCAGCGUUGCCAAGUAAUUCAGAGCAGCACACCGUCGGCGAAGUUGUCAUCCGAGGGUCUCGAAUGGAUAACAAUGAUCGUGGAGCCAUUGAAUACUCGAAUUUGGGAGAAAUGAGUCCAAAUCUAGUCAUUGAAAGUUCUUCGUUCUCCUACAAUGGAAUUCAUUUAUUCGGAAAUAUCUCAACAUCUAGUCAAGCUAUCCAGCUACAUUUGCACAAUACUGUGUUCUUCUUAUUCCGGUCCAAUUCAAUUGCUCAUAAUCGCGGUGGCCUUUACAUUUCAGCUACUUCAAGUAGUCCGGUGGUCCGUUUGGGAGCACUCGUCAAAAAUUGCAUGUUUGUAUAUAAUUCGAAUUCAACUACUGUAGCAUUGAGUGGAAAUAACUAUCAAUCAAUUUCUCUCCUCAACAAUGUCAUUAGUCACAACUUUGCUCUCUACCAUGACACUGUAGUCGCUCAUGACGUGGCAAUCAACAUGACACGUAACACUUUAUUCUCGAAUACCGGUCUUCACACUCUGGAUAUUCAUGCCAACUCAAAGAUAUCAGCCGAUAAGAACGUGUUCUUCUAUAAUCAUUUCCAUGAUAAUUUGGCCUUGGGUCAUGGACAUCAAUACAUGGAGAAGUUCGGAUAUCAACCACAAAAAGAGAAUAACGAAUUUUUGAAUCGACCGAGAAGAGAAAUUGGGAAAUCUGAAAUGGAUAGGAAAAAAAGACAGGUUCUCACUCAACAAGGAGUCUCAUUCGACUGGUGGACUCACGUUGACAACGAAACGACCCGUUACAGAUCCACAAUUAUUGCUGGAAGCUCUCAAGAAAUCUUCAAAUUCAAUACAUUCAACGAUCCAUUAAAUGAUUACGAGUUGACGACUGGAAGACAAUCACAAUAUGAAAUUGGAUCGAUUGAUGCGAAAGAAAACUAUUGGGGAUAUCCAGGAACAAUUGGAGUUGCUUCUGGAAAGAUCCGAGAUCAUGAAGAUUAUCCAGAGUUGGUCAAAGUGGAUUACACUCCGGUUAUGGAAUCUAACACUAGUUUGAUUGAGGGAGAUUGUCCUGCUGGAUGGUUCCAGGCUGGUCACGAAGAGUUCAAGUCCUGUUUCCUGUUUGUUCCAUCUGCUGUAACAUACACAAAAGCUGUGGAAUACUGUAAAGAACUCGGUGCAUUCGUACCGUACCUCCGGAUAGAUGACAUCCUUCAAACCCAAUUGGCACAAAGAAUUGAGAAGUUUUCAAUCGAUAUGAUAACAGAUCAAGAGAGAUUGAAAGCAUACGGAGUAGAAGAUGAUAUUCAUUUAUGGAUAUCUUCAGUGAAUAUUCCCAAUACUCAAUGCGGAUGGUUGAGUGCAAGAACUCGAAGAAUUGGAGAUGUCAAUUGUAAUAUUCUCCUUCCGUUUGUGUGUGAAAAGGGAACUCAUCCAUAUUCUGAACCAAUUCUUUGGAGGCCUGGAAUCAUUAUUCCAUUGGUUAUUUUCUGUAUCGUGUUGGCACUUCUCGUAUUGCUGGUUGUAUGUUGGUGCUGUAAAUCGAGAAAACGAAAUGAGGUUUUGAUAGAGAGAAAACAAGCGGCGAGAGCUAGUCUGAAACUACAAAAGAGACAUCAAGAACAUCAGAAGAAGAAAAUGCAGACAGGAUCCGAGCACACACAUACAUCGGCUCAUGCCAGUUUGGAUGGUGGUUCGACCAUCAGUGCUUAUGACUGGCGCGCCGGUCGUCAACCACCUCGACAAAUCGCCCGAUCUCCGACUGACACGUUGAGCACUGCCACAUCUGAUCACACUUAUUCAUACGCAGCUUAUACUCCUCAUGGUGGACCAACAACAACGACAGGAACAUUCCAGUCAAGACGCAACAACCGUUACGUAUCGACCAAUCCAAAUGGAUACUCGGAAAUCACCACUCCCACUACCACUACAGUACCCUACACGGGUGCCACGUCAUCAACUGCAACCACUGUCAAAAUGCGACCUCAUCAAUUGAGAAGUGACACAUCAGAUGCCACAUCGUGUAGUACAUGUCCAUCGGAUUCAGAAAGAACUUCUACAGCUACUGACAUCUCAUCUUCAUAUACAAGUGAAGCAUCUGAAAGUACACUUCAGAGUACUGUAGUCAAUAAUCGAAGAUCCCCCCUUCCACCAGCUAGAAGUCCGAUUCCAGCAUUGAGAAAGGGAAAUUCCAAUGGAUUCCUGAAUAUGACUAACAACUUCCAACCGUUGCCAACGGAUCCGCCAAGAUCCCAACCACCCGCUCUCCAAUCCCAAUCAUCUCUAAACCGUUUUGUGGAACUUCAUGCUCCGCCACGUACCGGAGGAUCUCUAAAACACAAAAAACCAGUUAUCGAAACUUCUAUGUGA
Molecule: messenger RNA, 9231 nt
Organism: Caenorhabditis remanei
Lineage: Eukaryota; Metazoa; Nematoda; Chromadorea; Rhabditida; Rhabditidae
Exons: 29
Coding region: 1-9231 (3076 amino acids)
Cellular component (GO): membrane
Source: RefSeq, a predicted model, not a curated record